Rhododendron vialii is the source of this 5309-nucleotide messenger RNA. RefSeq lists its product as uncharacterized. NCBI's taxonomy places the organism in Eukaryota, Viridiplantae, Streptophyta, Magnoliopsida, Ericales, Ericaceae. The record is from RefSeq and is a predicted model, not a curated record. Bases 1 to 5145 code for a protein of 1714 amino acids. The transcript has 4 exons.
AUGGCGACGCCGAGAGAGUACAUAGAAGAGAUCAGGAAGAAGAAGUUCAAGAUCGGAGAAGAACCGGAUCCGAAGAACGAAGACUUGCAUCAUGCCGUCAACUACCUCUCUGCUGAACUCUAUACCAAAGAUGUCCAUUUUCUCAUGGAGCUCAUCCAAAAUGCAGAGGACAAUGAGUACCUGGAAGGAGUAAAACCAUCACUGGAGUUUGUGAUAACGUCGCGGGACAUAACGGCCACCAGAAACGAGAAGGGGAUUUCUGCGAGGAACAUAGAGUCCAUUUGCUGUGUUGGGCGCUCCACCAAGAAAGGCAACCGUAAAAGUGGUUAUAUUGGCGAGAAAGGUAUUGGAUUCAAGAGUGUGUUUCUCAUCACAUCUCAGCCUUACGUGUUUAGUAAUGGCUAUCAAAUAAGAUUUAAUGAAGAACCUUGUCCACAGUGCAAAGUUGGAUACAUUGUCCCUGAAUGGGUAGAUCAAGACCCGAUUCUUUCCAACAUAAAGCAAGUAUAUGGUUCUGGCACUUCUCUUCCCACCACAAUAAUUGUGUUGCCUCUGAAGCCCGACAAGGUUAUACCUGUGAAGCAGCAACUCUCCAGUGUUCAUCCUGAACUUCUUUUAUUUCUUUCGAAGAUAAAGAGGCUUUCAAUCAAGGAAGAUAACAAGGAUUCUAAGCUUAAUUCUGUGACUGCAAUAUCAAUUUCAAGCGAGACUAAUUUUGCUACAAGGAAGAACAUCGAUGCUGAGUCCUUUCUGCUCCAUCUCUCUGCCAAUGAAAAAGGUGACAACUUGGAAAAAGAAUGCAGCUACCAUAUGUGGAGGCAGAGGUUUCCUGUUAAGCAGGAAAAUAUAGUGGAAAGAAGAAUGGAUGUGGAAGAGUUGGUGAUCACUUUGGCUUUUCCAAAUGGGCAGCGCCUCAACAGAGGCAUGCAAACUCCUGGAAUCUACGCGUUCCUCCCUACAGAGAUGGUUACAAAUUUUCCCUUUAUAAUUCAGGCAGAUUUUCUUCUAGCGUCGUCAAGGGAAACCAUCCUCUUGGAUAACAAAUGGAACCAAGGGAUUCUUGACAAUGUGCCCUCUGCUUUUAUUUCUGCAUUAAUUUCGCUGGUGAAAUCAGUAGAAGAUGCUCCAGCAUCUAGCCUACCUCGUAUGUUUGAGUUCUUACCUAUCAACAGCUCUCCUUAUCCCCAGUUGAAUGUUGUUCGGGAAAAAAUCAAAGCAAAAUUGUUGGAUGAAACUAUAAUACCUUGUGAGUCAUACACGGAGCAUAAGCUUUUUCGUAAACCCGGUGAAGUAUGGAGGCUAAUGCCUGCUUUUUGGAGCAUAUUAGAUAAGGCGAGGAAGGAGGAAGGGCUGAGCUUGCACAAUGUUUCUUCCAAUGGGCGAUAUGUGCUUAGUUCUUCAUUCGAUAGAAAGGACUAUGACCACAUAUUAAAUUUCUUGGGAUUGAAACUUGUAGAGGACGAAUGGUAUGCAAACUGCCUCCGGUUAACUAAUCUCAUGUUGGGAGUGUCAGAGGAGGUGUAUUUGGAUAUUCUGUUGUUUCUAGCUGAGAAAUGGAGUUCUAAUUUUCAGAGAACUAACAUCAGAAACAUACCACUUCUGAAGUAUGUGAAUCUCAAUGGGGAUGUGUCUUUUUACACUGUAAAUAAUGUUUCCCAGAAGAUUGUGGUUCUUCUAUCCCGUGAACCUCAUCAGAUAUCAUGGCUGAUUGAUUGGAACCAGGAAUUUAGAAUUGGCCGGCUUUUCUUACCUAAAUCUACACAAGAAGCCAUCCAUCGAUGUUCGAAGAGGCAGACACUAUUGGAAUGGCUCUCAAAAGAGCUGAAGGUUGAUGCUGUUAAUGUCUACCAAUAUACAGCUUUACUUGCUAAAUCACUAUUUAUUGAUCGGAAGCUUGUUAUUACUUAUGUUCACUUCUUAUAUCACUCACUUACAAAGAACCAUUUGUCUUGGAUGGAGGUUAAUCAUUUAUGUCGUAGUAUGCCACUAGUGGACAACUAUGGGCGGUUGAUGGCACAAGGUAAAGGGGUUCUUGUUCCUGCUAUUGGAAGCAAAUGGUUCAGUCUGAUUGGUUCGAAUCCUUGGAGAUACCAAGGUUUUGUUGAGCUAGGAGAAGACUAUUUGCAUUCGGGCACAUUUGCUGGUGUAUGUACUCCUGAGAAGCAGCUUAUUUCUUUCCUUAAAAGUAAUCUUGGAGCCUCUGACGUCCCUGAUUUAUCUCCUCCAGAUGUUGCUAUUCCUACAAUGUGUUCCCCGCUUACCAAGCAAAACACGUUCUUGCUUUUGGAUUGGAUUCGUAACAGGAAACGAAAGGGCGUUGAACUGCCCAGAAAUUUCUUGUCAUGCAUUAAGAACGGAAGCUGGAUGAAGAUUUCUCUGAGCGGCAGUCCUGGCUAUAGGCCUCCAUCUCAGUCAUUCCUACCAACCUCAUCAUGGGGCCAACUUCUGCAAAACGAAUGUGUGCUUGUUGAUAUCCCAAUAAUCGAUCGGAGUUUUUAUGGGGAUGAAAUAGAUGGAUACAAAGAAGAGUUGCGAGCAAUAGGAGUGAUGUUUGAAUAUGGAGAGGCUUGUCAAUUUGUUGGGAAGCAUCUCAUGUCUCUGAUGGCUUCCUCUACUCUGACGAGAGGGAAUGUGGUUUCGAUACUGAAGUUUAUUAAGUUUUUGAAGGAUAAAUUUCUUUCUGCUGAAGAAUUUAUCCGUAGUAUCAGAUUAGGAAAAUGGUUGAAAACUUCACUUGGCUACAGGUCCCCUGUUGGAUCUGUUUUGUAUGAUGAUGAAUGGAGAGUUGCAUCACAGAUCAGCGACAUCCCAUUUAUUGAUCGAGACUACUACGGUGAGGAAAUCGUUGGUUUCAAAACUGAACUCCAGCUGCUGGGUGUUGUUAUUAGCUUCGGUCAAAAUUACCAGGUUGUGUCUGAUCAUCUAAAAUCUCCAGCUCACAUCAAUGCUCAAACUGCUGAAUCCGGACUUUUUGUACUGGAAUGUUUACAGCUUCUGAAAUCAUCUGACAAGUUUGUUCAAGCGUUUAGAAACAACAAAUUUUUGAAGACAAACAUGGGUUACACGUAUCCAGUUGGGUCAUAUCUGUUGAAUCCUGCAUGGGGUUUCCUUCUUCGUGUUUUCAAUUGCUUCCCAUCUAUUGACGAAAACUUCUAUGGGAACAGCAUCGUCUUGUACAAGAAUGGGUUGAAGCAAUUGGGGGUCGUAGUGGAUUUUGAGGAGGCAACCAUAGCAUUUGUUCGCGUAUUCAGGCAGCAAUCGGCACUACCUUCCAUUAAUAAAGACAAUGUUCUAUCACUCCUGGCAUGUUACAGAAAGCUACAGGGUACAACUUUUGAGUUCCCUGAUGAGCUGAAGAGAUGUAUCUGUAAGGUUAAAUGGGUACGAACUCGCCUAGGUGAUUGCAGAGCUCCAAGGGAUUGCAUUCUGUUUGGCCCUGAUUGGGAAUCUCUCUCUGGUAUCUCUUUGCUUCCCUUUAUUGAUGAUACUGACAGUUACUAUGGCAAGGGCAUCGGCCGUGAAUUUAUAGAGGAGCUAAAGAGUAUAGGAGUUGUUGUUGCUUUGAAGGAUGGUUUCAGGUUUGUGGCUGCUGGCCUUUCUUUACCCCUUGAUCCUAGUAGAAUUACUCCUGCAAAUGUGUAUUCUUUACUAGAAUGUGUCCGCAACUUUCAGCAACAGAAGCAUGAGACUUUGCCUGAUUCAUUUUUGAAGAAAAUUGGUAAUGGAUGGUUGAAAACCCACUCUGGCUAUAGGACUCCUGAGAAGUGUCUGCUGUUCGAUUCUGAUUGUGGUUCAUUCUUACAGCCAGAUGAUGGACCAUUCAUUGAUGAAGAAUUCUAUGGCUCCAAAAUUACAUUCUAUGCUAAAGAGCUCAGUUCAAUAGGCGUCACUGUUGAAGCUAGAAAUGGAUGUCACCUGCUUGCUGAUCACAUAAAAUUUCAUUCCAAGUUCACUACUAUCGUUCGAACCUAUAGUUACUUGAUGAACUUCAACUGGGUGCCUAACAGCGGAGAUACAAGAAUGAUUUGGAUUCCAAAUGGAAGUGAUGAUGGAGUGUGGGUAAAACCGGGAGAAUGUGUUCUCUCAGAUGAGGAUAAUCUCUUUUGUAUGCAGUUGAAGGUGUUGGAGAAACACUAUGAGAAAAAUUUACUUAAGUUUUUCUCAAAUGUUUUGGGAGUUAAAGCCCAUCCUUCACUUGACGACUAUUGUUUUCUUUGGAAGCAAUGGGAGUGUUCUGGGAAGCCACUUUCGCCUGCGACUUGUCAUGCCUUUUGGAAAUUUGUAACAGAUAACUGGAGUUCGAGGACAGAGAAGACUCUUGUUGAUAAUUUAUUGAAACUGCCUGUAUAUUCUUCUUCAGGUGAAAUUUUGUUGUAUAAAAGGCAAGAUGUUUUCAUUGCUGAUGACCUUCAGCUGAAGGAUCUUUUCGAACAGUGGCCAAUAUUUGUCUGGUUUCCUCAGGCGAGCUCACCAUCCCUCCCUCGGUUCAAGCUUCUUGAGGUUUACAGCAAAAUUGGCAUCCGAAACAUUUCUGAAUGCGUGAGGAAAGAAGAAACAUCUGCAAUGGAUGGUGGUGGGCCAAAUCAAGGAAGUCCUAGGGACAAUUUGAUUGGGAAAGGGCUGAUUAGGCUCAUUCUCGGGUUUCUAGCUGGUCCAACUCUCCGAAUGGAAGCAGAGAAUAGGCAUGAAGCUGUCAGAUGCCUAAUUAAUCUAACUGUGCUUGAGACACCACAGCCAAUUAUGAUUGGCUAUAGUUUAACUCUCUCUUCUGGAGAAAACUUGAAAGCAGAAGCAAAACCGAUGAUCCGUUGGGAAAAGGAUAGUAAAAGGUUAUUUGUGAAGAAUUUGGACAGGUCAGGUGGACAUAGAAGUAACAUUGAAUAUGCUACAUAUUUUUCUGAAGCAAUAGCCAGGGGAUUGCUGUGGGAGAAGGAAGAUUCUAUUGACCAACUGGCUGAACUGAUCAAAUUGGGAUUCCUUGUGGAAUUUGAUGAGUGUGCAAUUGGGUUCUUGAUGAAGACCAAGAAUCUGCAGCUGUUUUUGGAGGAUGACAGGUUCCUCUCUUCGGCCUUUCCUUUUAGAUUCUGGGGAUUACCCGCCUCAAUCGUCGAUUUCUGCAUGCAUUUCUACAGUAGGUUUUUUUGAAUUACUGCUGUUUGGAAGUGUGAGAAAAUAUGUCCAUCUCCUCUGAAGUAUGUGAUGAUGGAGGGCUCGUUUUGGUCAAAAAACAAAAGCAUUAGAUAAACAGCUGUUUUGUAUUAGCUAUGCAAUGUUCUGCUGAUGUUUUCUGAAGUAGUUUUGAUAAAACC